This is a messenger RNA of Cannabis sativa, 740 nucleotides long. RefSeq lists its product as uncharacterized. Lineage: Eukaryota; Viridiplantae; Streptophyta; Magnoliopsida; Rosales; Cannabaceae. Bases 15 to 353 code for a protein of 112 amino acids. The transcript is spliced from 3 exons. The record is from RefSeq and is a predicted model, not a curated record.
CAAAAGACAUCAUAAUGCCCGCGUUGAAAGAGAAUGAUCUGGGACGACUGGCACAAGUCCCUGAAAAGCACCCGGAGAUCGACGCUGCUGAUUGGUGCAAAUUUGUUGAAAGUCGACUAACUCCUGAAUUUCUGGAAUUGAGUAAGGUGCAACGUGAACGUUCCUCAAAAAUUCAAUCCAGACAUCGAAGUGGUCGGAGUGGAAUGGUGAACGUACGGGAAGCUGUGAAAAAGGACCUCGAAGUUGCAGAUCCUCCCCGCCACCGUGUUUGGAUUAAAUCUCGCACCAAGAGUAGAAAACUUGUCACUGAUUACGACAAGGAAAUUGCCGAGAAGAUAGUAAGUAUAUAUUAAUCCUUAAUUGAGUUCUACUCAUGAGUUAGUGUAUAUAAUUCAUAUACUAAUUGCUUGAAUAUAUGCGUGCAUUAGGCUCAAUUAGAGGAGAAGCUUAGUCAGGGACAAAUUCAGGUCCAGGGCCAAAACGAUAUCCUCACGCAGGCGCUCGGGACUCCAGAGCAUCCUGGACGUGUCAGGGCUGCUGGGUAUGCUAUUACUUCAAAUGUUAUUUAUUUAGUUACACAAAUGAAAUCGUUGCUAAUUUGCAUUUUAUGAUUUGUAGGUUCCUGACCAGGGCAUCUCAACUGUUCGGCAGGAAGAAAAGGGAAGUGUCUGAUGUUGUGGCUCGGCAAGCGAAGGAGAUUGAAAAAUUAAAAGCCGAAGUCCAAUCCCUUAAGCAGCAGA